Molecule: messenger RNA, 681 nt
Organism: Procambarus clarkii (red swamp crayfish)
Lineage: Eukaryota; Metazoa; Arthropoda; Malacostraca; Decapoda; Cambaridae
Source: RefSeq, a predicted model, not a curated record
AUGUCCCAACACCUCUCACCCAUCUCGUCCACCACCAUACCCAAAAUCUCUCACCCAACUUACCCACCACCAUACCCAAAAUCUCUCACCCAUCUUGCCCCCUACCACACCUCAACACCUCUCGCCCAUCUUGCCCACCACCGUGCCUCAACACCUCUCACCCAUCUUGCCCACCACCGUGCCUCAACACCUCUCACCCAUCUUGCUCACCACCGUGCCUCAACACCUCUCGCCCAUCUUGCCCACCACCGUGCCUCAACACCUCUCACCCAUCUUGCCCACCACCGGGCCUCAACACCUCUCACCCAUCUUGCUCACCACCGUGCCUCAACACCUCUCACCCAUCUUGCCCACCACCGGGCCUCAACACCUCUCACCCAUCUUGCCCACCACCGUGCCUCAACACCUCUCACCCAUCUUGCCCACCACCGGGCCUCAACACCUCUCGCCCAUCUUGCCCACCACCGUGCCUCAACACCUCUCACCCAUCUUGCCCACCACCGGGCCUCAACACCUCUCACCCAUCUUGCUCACCACCGUGCCCCAACACCUCUCGCCCAUCUUGCCCACCACCGUGCCUCAACACCUCUCACCCAUCUUGCCCACCACCGUGCCCCAACACCUCUCACCCAUCUUGCCCACCACUGUGCGUCAACACCAUGCCCCAACACCUCCCACUAA